UUCUCCCAUUCAAAGUAGUAAAGAGAGGGGCCUUAUUUUUGUUAAAGUUCAAUGGAAUUUUUCGAACAAAAAAAAUAAAAGGAAGGAUAUCAACUUUAACUUUUCCUUCCCUAAAUCAGAACUUUAAAUUUCUGUUAGCCAACGGCCUUUUUUUAAAUUUUUGUUAUUUUCAUGGACCCUGCAUAGCUUCUUCUUUUGCUGCUUCUCCUUCUUUAUCUCUUUCGCCUUUGCCUAAAGAAGCAGACUAUUUUUAGGAGAGCAUCAAUCUUCUCUCUUCUCCUCCUCCUCCUCCUCCUCAUGGAGGCAGACAAAGGAAAAGCAAAAUAGAGGAAAAAGAAAGGCGAGGAUCGGCUUCAUCGUUGUAUAUGAAGGCCCUUUCCUUGAGGCCUCCUCCUUCUUUAACCCCCAUACACACUUGAAGUUUCUCAGGUUCCCCUCUCUCUUUCCACCUUUGCCAAAGAUACCGAUAUCGGCUUACCCCCUUAAAUCCUCUUAGCUUCGCUUCGAGUAUUUCCACGCUUUGCUUUCUUGAAAAGUGUUUCCCGAGGAACUCAACAUGUUCCCUCUCUUUGUUUUGGCCAUUCUUUUCCUGUCCUGGACGUGCACAUCCUAUUCGGUUGGUGAUUUCGAUGCCUUACUUGAACUGAAACAGGGAUUUGAGUAUGCAGAACCGACUCUAAGCAGUUGGAAUGCCUCGAAUCCAACCUCAGUUUGCUCGUGGGCCGGAGUCAGAUGCUCCAGGGGACGUGUCGUGUCCGUCGACUUGACAGACUUAAAUCUGUAUGGCUCAGUUUCACCUGUUGUAUUAAGAUUGGAUUGCCUGGUCGAGCUCUCUCUCGCCGGAAAUAACUUCACAGGUACCAUCACGGUUGCGAACUUGAGUAAUCUCCAGUUUCUCAACAUCUCGAACAACCAGUUCAGUGGCAGCUUGGACUGGAACUACUCAACUAUAGUGAACUUGGAAGUGUUCGAUGCUUACAACAACAACCUCACUGCUUUCCUUCCACUUGGAAUUCUCAGCCUGAAGAAAAUUAAGCACUUGAAUCUGGGAGGCAACUACUUUUAUGGAAGAAUUCCGGAGACUUAUGGGGAUUUUGUGGGGUUGGAAUUCCUCUCUCUGGCGGGAAAUGAUCUACGCGGAUUCAUUCCGGUUGAGCUGGGCAAUCUCACCAAUCUAAGAGAGAUCUACUUAGGCUACUUUAACGUCUUUGAAGGUGGGAUUCCAAAAGAGUUUGGGAAACUAGUAAAUCUAGUUCACAUGGAUAUUUCCUCCUGUGAAUUGGAUGGUCCGAUACCGAGGGAAUUGGGAAAUUUGAAGGCGCUCGAUACGUUGUAUUUGCAUAUCAAUCUCCUGUCUGGUCCAAUCCCCAGGGAGCUGGGGAACUUGACGAACUUGCUGAAUCUCGACCUCUCCGACAAUGCGCUUACUGGAGAGAUCCCGUUUGAGCUUGUCAAUCUCAAAAGGCUAAAGCUUUUCAACCUCUUCAUGAACAGAUUGCAUGGGUCAGUUCCUGACUAUGUUGCUGAUUUGCCGGACUUGGAAACGCUUGCCUUGUGGAUGAACAACUUCACAGGUACAAUUCCAGAGAAUCUUGGUCGAAAUGGAAAGCUUCAACUGCUUGAUCUGUCGUCCAACAAAUUAACCGGCACAAUCCCUCCAGACUUGUGCUCAUCGAAUCAGCUCGAGAUAUUGAUUCUCUUGAAGAACUUCCUCUUUGGGCCUAUCUCAGAAGGUCUAGGGACAUGUUCCAGCCUGGUCAGGGUGAGGUUGGGGCAAAAUUACCUGAAUGGAAGCAUUCCUAGCAGCUUCAUCUACCUGCCUCAGCUGAAACUGAUGGAGCUGCAAAGUAACUACUUAUCAGGAACAUUGCCAGAAAAUGGCAAUAGUUCGUCGAAGCCUGCCUUGUUGGGCCAGCUCAACCUAUCAAACAACCAACUUUCGGGCGCUUUACCAUCUUCAUUGGCCAACUACUCCUCCAUCCAGAUCCUUCUGCUCAGCGGAAACCAGUUUUCCGGUCCAAUCCCUUCUUCCAUUGGUGAGCUGCAUCAAGUACUGAAGCUUGAUCUCAGCCAGAACAUGCUCUCAGGUGAGAUUCCACCAGAUAUCGGAACUUGUAACCAUCUCACUUUCCUCGAUUUGAGCCAAAAUAACCUUUCUGGCUUCAUUCCACCUGACAUCUCCAACAUCCGCAUCCUCAAUUACUUGAACGUAUCACGAAACCACCUGAACCAAGCGAUACCAAAAGCAAUUGGUAACAUGAGGAGCCUCACGACAGCAGAUUUCUCCUUCAACGAUUUCUCUGGUAAACUUCCAGAGUCGGGACAAUUCGCUUUCUUCAACGCCUCUUCUUUUGCUGGCAAUCCCCUGCUCUGUGGUUCUCUCAUAAACAAUCCUUGCAAUUUCACCGGAGUCACGAGCAAGCCCAGCAACAGCACUACACGUUUCAAGUUGAUUUGUGCCCUCGGGCUUUUGAUGUGCUCUCUGGUAUUUGCUCUUGCCGCCAUAUUGAAGGCCAAGUCAUUCAAAAGAAGCAGUUCUGGCUCGUGGAAGAUGACAGCAUUCCAGAAGCUGGACUUCACUGUUUCCGACAUCCUUGAAUGUGUGAAGGACGGCAACGUGAUCGGGAGAGGAGGAGCUGGGAUUGUGUAUCAUGGAAAAAUGCCAAACGGGGUUGAAAUCGCGGUGAAGAAGCUUCUGGGCUUUGGCAAUCACAGCCACGAUCACGGGUUCAGAGCAGAAAUUCAAACGCUAGGCAACAUCCGGCACAGAAACAUAGUGAGGUUGCUAGCAUUCUGCUCGAACAAGGAAGCCAAUCUGUUGGUUUAUGAGUACAUGAGAAAUGGAAGCUUGGGGGAGGCAUUACACGGGAAGAGAGGCACAUUCCUGGGGUGGACUUUAAGGUACAAAAUUGCUAUCGAAGCUGCUAAAGGCUUGUGCUAUCUUCACCACGAUUGUUCCCCGUUGAUCGUGCACCGAGACGUGAAGUCGAACAACAUUCUCCUCAAUUCAGGCUUCGAGGCACACGUCGCGGAUUUCGGCCUAGCAAAAUACUUGGUGGAAGGAGGCGCAUCCGAAUGCAUGUCUGCAAUAGCAGGGUCAUAUGGCUACAUUGCUCCUGAGUAUGCAUACACGUUGAGGGUGGACGAGAAGAGCGAUGUUUACAGCUUCGGGGUCGUGUUGCUGGAGCUCUUGACGGGCCGACGCCCGGUGGGGGACUUCGGGGAAGGCGUGGACAUCGUGCAGUGGAGCAAGAAGACGACCGGCUGCCGCAAGGAGGACUUCGCCCGCGUCGUCGAUCCCAAGCUGAAGGCGGUGCCCAAGGACGAAGCGACGCAUCUGUUCUUCAUCGCCAUGCUAUGCGUCCAGGACAACAGCGUCGAGCGGCCCACCAUGAGAGAGGUGGUUCAGAUGCUCUCUGAACACCCGCGUCACUCGCCGGACCGCCAGUCCCCGUCGUCCUCCGUCGCACAAGGCCGCGAUUACACGAGUCCUGAGAAAGACCAAAGCAGCACCCAGUUCAAGCUCGAUCCUUUGGUGUAAGAAAGAAUUGUCAAUCGGAGUUAACGU
Rhodamnia argentea is the source of this 3568-nucleotide messenger RNA. Its product is annotated as leucine-rich repeat receptor-like serine/threonine-protein kinase BAM1. NCBI's taxonomy places the organism in Eukaryota, Viridiplantae, Streptophyta, Magnoliopsida, Myrtales, Myrtaceae. The transcript is spliced from 2 exons. Gene Ontology annotation, biological process: protein phosphorylation. The record is from RefSeq and is a predicted model, not a curated record. Bases 557 to 3541 code for a protein of 994 amino acids. Gene Ontology annotation, molecular function: protein kinase activity; receptor serine/threonine kinase binding; ATP binding.